AUGACAUUUUUAAGUCACGCUGCCUGCAAUAAAAGUCUAUCAGUUAUGCAGAAUAAACAGGAAUAUUCUGUCGCCAGCAGUUCGUUUGUUCGUAUAAUUGAAGUUCACCUGACUGUUGGCGCCAAACUGGUGAUGACUGGUGUUCUGAAUAAUGUGUCUCACGUUGGCAACGGGACUUCUAAUGCUUCUAUCAAAGCAGAAGUAGAAGACGACAUCCCUUUAUCUGAAAAGUUAAAGCGAAGUAGAAUGCAUUCGUCCUCUAGCGAUGACGAUGAUAUUCCUCUGUCUGCCAAAUUAGCCCAGAUGUCCAAAAAGCCAAAAUUGGAACCUCCAGUUUCUCCACAGCCUCGUAAUAAAAGCCAAGGUGAUCAAAGAAGAGAACAUUCAAAGUCUUCAAAUGAAAAGAUUAAAAAAGAAAAUACACUUAGUUCUCCUAGCAAAGUUAGAAAGCAUGAGAAACCUGAAGAGGAAGUUUGGAGGUGGUGGGAAGAGCAAAAGAAAGAUGACGGUGUCAAGUGGAAAUUCUUAGAACAUAAAGGUCCACUUUUCGCCCCUCCUUAUGAACGCUUGCCUAGCUCUGUUCAUUUUCACUAUGAUUCCAAACCUAUCAAGUUAUCGGAUCAUGCAGAAGAAGUUGCAGGGUUUUACGCACGUAUGUUGGAUCAUGAUUAUACCACAAAGGAAGUGUUCAACCACAACUUCUUCCGUGACUGGGUGAAAACAAUGAAUGAAGAAGAACGUCGAACCAUUAAAUCCCUUAGCAAAUGCGAUUUCCGCGAAAUGCAUCAAUAUUUUCUUAAGUUAAGUGAAGAAAGAAAAAACCGAACUAAGGAGGAAAAACAGAAGAUAAAGGAAGAAAACUUACAAAUUCAAAAUGAAUAUGGCUACUGCAUAUUGGACGGACACAAGCAAAGAAUCGGGAAUUUCCGUAUUGAACCUCCAGGCUUAUUUCGAGGCCGUGGCAACCAUCCUAAAAUGGGCAUGUUAAAAAAGCGCAUUAUGCCUGAAGAUGUCAUCAUUAACUGCUCAAAAGACUCAAAAGUUCCUGCUCCUCCAAAAGGUCACAAGUGGAAAGAAGUAAGACAUGACAACAGUGUUACUUGGCUGGCAUGCUGGACUGAAAAUAUCCAAAAUAGCUUCAAAUACAUAAUGCUGAAUCCAUCCUCUCGUCUUAAGGGUGAAAAAGAUUGGAAAAAGUACGAAACUGCUCGUUGCCUACACAAGGUAAUCGACAAAAUUAGAGCAGACUACCGAGCUGAUUUCAAACACAAAGAAAUGCGGAUACGCCAGCGGGCUGUUGCACUAUAUUUUAUCGAUAAGUUGGCUCUUCGUGCUGGGAAUGAAAAGGACGAGGAUGAAGCUGAUACUGUUGGUUGCUGUUCACUUCGCUACGAACACAUAAAACUCCAUGAAGAGUUGAACGGACAACCUUAUGUUGUUGAAUUCGAUUUUUUAGGUAAAGAUUCUAUUCGCUAUCAAAAUGCUGUAUCCGUUCCCAAACGCGUCUUCAAGAAUGUCAAACUAUUUCUGAAGAACAAAAAAGAAAAUGACGAUUUAUUUGAUCGACUUAAUACGAGUGUCCUGAAUCAGUAUUUACGAGAACUUAUGGAUGGUUUAACUGCCAAAGUAUUUCGUACGUACAAUGCAAGUCGAACUCUGGAAGAGCAGUUGGAACGGCUUACCAAUCCUGAUGAUCCUCCUCAUGCUAAACUUCUGGCAUAUAAUCGAGCAAAUCGAGCAGUUGCUGUUCUCUGUAACCAUCAGCGUUCAGUUCCGAAAUCUUUUGCAAAAUCAAUGGAGAAUUUGCAGAAAAAAAUCGAUGCAAAACGUGAGCAAAUUUCGGAAAUAACUUCUGAAGCUAAACAAAUAAAAGCAGAUUACAAAAAUCACAAACAAGCAUCCAAGAAGGUCGCUUAUGAAAAGCUGAAGAAACGCUUAGCAUCUGCUAAAGAGGCUUUAUCAAAAUUGCAGCUUCAAGCAACUGAUCGAGAUGAAAAUAAAGAGAUCGCUCUCAGUACAAGUAAACUGAACUACCUCGAUCCUCGGAUUUCAGUUGCUUGGUGUAAAAAGUAUAACGUUCCUAUUGAGAAAAUUUUUAACAGAACUCAAAGAGAAAAAUUCCAAUGGGCAAUAGAUAUGGCUACAUGUGACUACAAGUUUUUAGACGUUGAUUCAGAUAGAAGUACAAACAAACUCAAAGCGGAGGAAAGUGAUGAUGAAGAUAUGAUUGACGACGAAGACUGA
This is a messenger RNA of Schistosoma curassoni, 2244 nucleotides long. The record is from the annotation of a GenBank genome assembly. NCBI's taxonomy places the organism in Eukaryota, Metazoa, Platyhelminthes, Trematoda, Strigeidida, Schistosomatidae.